Molecule: messenger RNA, 1877 nt
Organism: Boleophthalmus pectinirostris (great blue-spotted mudskipper)
Lineage: Eukaryota; Metazoa; Chordata; Actinopteri; Gobiiformes; Gobiidae
Gene: selenof
Product: selenoprotein F
Exons: 5
Cellular component (GO): endoplasmic reticulum lumen
Molecular function (GO): oxidoreductase activity
Source: RefSeq, a predicted model, not a curated record
GCGCUUUGGCUCCAAUAAAGAGGUCCUGGGAGCACUUGGUUGCUAGCAGCCGCCUUCAAAAUGUCGGGAGAGGUUUAUCUCCUGUGGCUCCUGUCCCUUUUACAAACGCUGUCAGCGUAUGGGGCCGAGCUGUCCUCUGAAGCCUGCCGAGAGAUGGGCUUCUCCAGUAACCUGCUGUGUAGUGGCUGUGAUCUGCUGGGAGAGUUCAGCCUCAACGCUCUGCAGCCUGACUGUCGGAGGUGCUGCCAGCAGGAGGCGCAACUGGAGGGGCGCAAGCUCUAUCCAGGAGCCAUCCUCGAGGUCUGUGGAUGAAAAUUGGGCAGGUUCCCACAAGUCCAAGCAUUUGUGAGGAGCGACAAGCCCAAGAUGUUCAAAGGUCUUCAGAUCAAGUACGUCCGUGGCUCUGACCCGGUCCUCAAACUCCUGGACGACUCUGGGAACAUCGCCGAGGAGCUCAGUAUCCUCAAGUGGAACACGGACAGCGUGGAGGAGUUUCUUAGUGAAAAACUGGACCGAAUAUAGACCCCGCCAUCUUAACCCAUGGACUUAAACUUCAGACAUAAUCACGAUAUCAAAAACAAAUACAAAGACUCUUCGACUUUGACUCCGUACCAAUUGAAUUUUUAGCCUGAAAUUUUGAUAAUUCUUCACGACUGUUUAGGAUUUAAAGAAUUCUACUAAGCCUUGUAAGAUUCAGACUGUUUUUGUAUGGUUAAUGCUGGAAUGUGUGGUUUGGAGGGACACUCUGCUGCGAUUGGCCAUUCAAAGUGCUGAAGUUUAGGAGCAAAGUCAUUUUUUUUAAAGAAAGGUGCAUUAUGUAACGUUUUGGUUUGGAGUCCAUCGCCCGCUUGUUUCUAUAAAUAUGUUAUUGCUCUGCCCGGAGUGUUCCACAGUGUGACAUUAAACAGCUCACUCUUACAUUUAGUAAAGUACAGAUGAUUUUAUAGCACAAAUACAUAGGAAAACAGGCAUGACUGUGAGCGGGGUCGCCUCUCCGCAGAUCUGACCUGUAACUUGCUCUGGUUUGGUUUCCAUGAAGAUAGAAAGGUUUGAAUGUCAUGAAGAAAAGCAUUUGACAGACUCUCCACCAGAAAAGUUACACAGUACACUUUAAAUUAUGAAACAGAUCAUGUUACUGUAAUGUUUUGGGUUAUUUGAUACAUAAACAGAAGUCACUUUAAAAUACUAAAUUGUCACCACCUUAACUUACACCAGUGACAAUUCUAAUGCUUAACUUCAUGAUUUUUUUAUUGCACAGCUAGUUCUGGCAAUGUUUAAUCACUGUUUUAUAUCACUACGCUGUGAGCAUCACCAUAGCAACGUGUAAACAAAUGAAUUACUAUAAGGAGGGACCAUCUUCGUCUAAAACAGAAAUAACUAAUAAUGCCUUUAACAUCCACAAACUGCUAAAAGUUUGCCAGAUUUAAAACUAUUUUCACAUCAUAAAAUAAAUAUAUAUAACAUUUUAGACCUGUUUUAACACUUUACCAUGGCAACCAGAGCUACUGAUCAUGUCCGUCCCUCCAGACCUGACUAUCAAGCACUAACUGUUUUGUAAGCAUUGAUUUUGAGAUUAUUUUUUUCUCUCUUGUCUUUUUGGAUCUUUCCCCUGUCCUGUACGUCUGAUAUUCUUGUAUAAUUAUUUUUUAUAUGGCUCGGCAUUGUGGGAUUUGUAGUCAGACUGGAGAGGCGGCGUUCCUCUGUAGGAGCAGUCCUGUGGGGGCCUGCCGUAGUGAAGAGGUCGCAGUAAACCAGGGCGCUGGCAUGUGACGUCUGAUGUUGGAGGCCCCGCGCAGAGACUGUGAUCUGUAAAGGAACGCUGUCUGUUUGGUUUGUAAAGGGAUGAAAUAUGCAACAAUAAAAACCAACAAAUGUAA